Cuscuta europaea is the source of this 1097-nucleotide messenger RNA. Lineage: Eukaryota; Viridiplantae; Streptophyta; Magnoliopsida; Solanales; Convolvulaceae. The record is from the annotation of a GenBank genome assembly.
UGGAUUUGUCGCACUCGCUCUACACGCUUCAUCUACAGCGCGUGGUAAAUCUAUCUUUCGACGCGCCUGAGGAGUGUUUGCCCUAAUCGUCACUGUUUGGUUCUCUAUAUUCAGCAUCACUAUGCGCCACCAUCGCUGCAACUUGUUAUCUAAUCUGCUUAAGAUUCGCUAUAUUUUGAGUCUCAACACUCUCCCUUUCCGAUCUCGUAGUAGUCGUAAGGCAGAUCUGUUAUUGCAUUGAUAUUUUCACAUGGCUCUGAAUUUUCACUGGCUUUAUUUAUGACCAGAUUCGGCUUAAAGGCUAACAUGGAAUCUAUGGACAUCGUUGGUAAAUCGAAGGAGGAUGCUUCGCUUCCCAAAGCAACAAUGACAAAAAUUAUUAAAGAGAUGCUACCACCUGAUGUUCGUGUUGCCCGAGAUGCUCAGGAUCUUUUGAUUGAAUGUUGCGUAGAAUUUAUCAAUCUAAUUUCUUCCGAAUCAAAUGAAGUUUGUAAUAAAGAGGAGAGACGGACAAUUGCUCCUGAGCAUGUGCUCAAGGCUCUUGAGGUCCUAGGCUUUGGGGGGUAUAUUGAAGAAGUUUACGCUGCAUAUGAACAACACAGGAUUGAAACCAUGGAUACUGUCAGGGGUAUUAAGAUGAGCAGUGGAGCGGAAAUGACCGAAGAAGAAGCAUUGGCCGAGCAGCAAAGAAUGUUUGCAGAAGCCCGUGCAAGGAUGAACAAUGGCAUUGCCAUCCCUAAACAACCAGACUCAGAGCCAGAACAACACAAGUGAACUGCUAUCUUUUACCAUUCAUCUAAUCAUCUUUCAGGUGAAGGCAUGAGUUAUUGCUUUGUAGGUAUUAGGAUAUUAGGAUUCUGUCCUGCAUUAUCUUGUACAUAAAUCACUUAGAUGUUAGCCUUUCUCCUUUUGACCUUAUACGUGUAGUUCAUGAAGCUAUGUCAAUAUAAAUAUGUGUCUGUAAUUAGUACUUUGCCAUCAAAACAUUCCUGUAUCAUUGUUAUUUAAAAAAUUAUUUGUCACACGCAGAUACUCCCAUAAGUUGAGCAUCUAUCGUAAUCUAGAUUAUGUUGGUUGGAGCAAAGGCGUUCUUAUCA